AUGCAUGAUUAAGAUGUGUUUGCCCUUUUUAUAAAAGAAAUUGAGAUUAUUUCAAUUUCUAAAUUGAAGCAGAACCAAGUUUAUCAAUAAAUUAUUGAAGUCCAUUUAUAAAAAAAAAUUAAAAUUUUAAAAGAACAAAAUUAUUUUGCAUAUAAACUGAUAUAAAUAAAUAUAGAUUUUAAUCAUUUCAAAUUCUUAGAAGAUUCUAAGUUAAACUAAGUUAUUGUUGAAAAUAAAAUUUAAUUAAAACAGAUCAUUAAAGGAAUGAUAGCAUUUAGUUUAAAUGCAUGUUCUGAAUACUUGUUAAUGCUCUUAACUAUGGAGAAAAUAUAAUAACUAAUAGAUAAAUUACAUUUAUAUUAAAUAUAGAGUUAUUAUUAAACCUCCUAUUAAUCGCCAUAUUUAAAUAUCCAUAAUUUGCCUCCUGAAGAAUAUUUAGAAGAUAUCAAAAUUUAACUUAAAAACUGA
Molecule: messenger RNA, 468 nt
Organism: Paramecium sonneborni
Lineage: Eukaryota; Ciliophora; Oligohymenophorea; Peniculida; Parameciidae
Source: the annotation of a GenBank genome assembly